CAAACCGCUGUGAGGACUCUGCGUGUGUUCAACUGAAAAAGAGGGGAAACCAUCCACCCGGCUUGAAAUUCAAACAUGAGUCUUCGAGAAAUCAGUGAGAACGUGAAGCUGGCCCGCGAAUACGCCUUGCUGGGAAACUACAACUCGGCCAGUGUCCUCUAUCAUGGAUUGCUAGAACAAAUCAAAAAGUAUUUGUACACCGUGCGGGACAGCAGUUUUCAGCAGAGAUGGCAGCAGUUGUGGCAAGAAAUUAGUGAAGAGAAUCGACAGGUUCAGGAUAUAAUGUCAACUCUGGAGAACUUUCAGCUGGACACGACGCCUGCCAAACCCAGUAACCACGAUGAUUGUGACAUAAGGCCUGUACAUGUGGAGCCGAGACACUCUCCUUGUCCCGUCAGGCGGCCUACUAACCCCUAUAAAGACAGCAAGCCUCCAAACAACCGGCUGAGCGUGGCUGUGAGGGCCCAGCAGAGGCACUCGCCUCGGGGGGCCAACGGGGACAGAAGCAAAGUCUCCAAGGGCAAAGAAAAGAAGGAGGCAAAGGAAGCCACUGGCAAAACAAAGGAGGAUAAGAACAAAGCAGAAGUCCAGGAGAAGGAAGUGAAAAAGUUUGACGGGACAGGAUAUGACAAAGACCUUGUGGAAGCUCUGGAGAGAGAUAUUAUAUCUCAGAAUCCAAACGUUAAAUGGGACAACAUCGCAGACUUGGAAGAUGCAAAAAAACUGCUGAAAGAAGCGGUCGUGUUGCCCAUGUGGAUGCCAGCAUUUUUCAAAGGCAUACGAAGACCAUGGAAGGGGGUGCUCAUGGUCGGACCUCCGGGCACAGGGAAAACACUUUUGGCCAAAGCCGUCGCUACAGAAUGCAGAACCACAUUCUUCAACGUUUCCUCAUCUACUCUCACCUCCAAGUACAGAGGGGAGUCUGAGAAGCUGGUUCGCCUCCUGUUUGAAAUGGCACGUUUUUACGCUCCCACUACAAUCUUCAUCGAUGAAAUUGACUCCAUGUGCAGCCGCAGAGGGACGUCCGAGGAGCAUGAGGCCAGCCGGAGAGUCAAGGCGGAGCUGCUGGUGCAGAUGGAUGGUGUCGGUGGAGCAUCAGAAAACGACGACCCGUCAAAGAUGGUCAUGGUCCUGGCUGCCACCAACUUCCCAUGGGACAUCGAUGAGGCGCUGAGGAGACGGCUGGAGAAGAGGAUCUACAUCCCUCUGCCUUCAACCAAGGGGCGAGUGGAGCUGCUCAGGAUCAACCUGAAGGAACUGGAGCUGGCCGGCGAUGUGAAUUUGGACAAGAUCGCGGACCAGAUGGAGGGUUACUCAGGAGCCGACAUCACCAACGUGUGCAGGGACGCCUCUCUGAUGGCCAUGAGGCGAAGAAUCGAGGGCCUCACACCAGAAGAGAUCCGCAACAUUUCCCGGGACGAGAUGCACAUGCCCACCACCAUGGAGGACUUUGAGUCGGCUUUGAAGAAAGUUUCCAAAUCUGUGUCUGCAGCCGACCUGGAGAAGUAUGAGAAGUGGAUUGAAGAGUUUGGGUCUUGCUGAAAAAAAAAAAAAAAAGGCGU
Molecule: messenger RNA, 1562 nt
Organism: Seriola dumerili (greater amberjack)
Lineage: Eukaryota; Metazoa; Chordata; Actinopteri; Carangiformes; Carangidae
Gene: katna1
Product: katanin catalytic subunit A1
Exons: 12
Coding region: 76-1542 (488 amino acids)
Biological process (GO): microtubule severing
Cellular component (GO): microtubule cytoskeleton
Molecular function (GO): microtubule binding; microtubule severing ATPase activity; ATP hydrolysis activity
Source: RefSeq, a predicted model, not a curated record